UCACUCACGAACAUUCUCCCCCAAAUCUCAGCCCCCAACCUAGCUCUCUCUCCAUCGGCCGGCGGCCGGCUGCGCCCCGAAUCCCUCGCCGUCGGCUGCGCCCCCAAAUCCCUCGCAUAUUCCAUUCUCUCGUUCGCCCCCUCCGCCCCCAAAUCCCUCGCCUCUUCCAUCCUCUCGUCCGCCCCCUUCGCCUGAUUCGCUGGUCCGUAGCCCAACGACCCGCUGCCUCCGAAGUGUCGCCGGCAAAGCUUCCCGCGGCUUCCGGAAGAGGGUCGUCGUCAACGACCUCGUGGCCGUUGUCGCUCGACCACCGCAUCCUUCCCUGAGCGGCGCCCUUUCCAAUCCAGGUUACAGGACUUCUGAAGUUAUUUCACUUGUUGACGAGAAAGAAAACAUAGUUAAACUGCUGAUUGUCAAGGAUUAGAUCUUGGAUUUGCUAGUGGAUUUUGGGAGUUUCUUAGCUAGCUUGGUGACUCCAUAUUUUUCACUAUUUCAGCAAGUCUUUGAAUUUGUUAAAUGGCAGAUCGUGCAUGGAUGUAUAAUGGUUGGCAGUAUGGUCAAAUUCCCUCUAACCUAUGGCUUGAACAAACCAACCGAUUUCUAGAGCAUGCAUUCUCUUUUCCAGGCAUAGCCGAAGGUGGUAAAAUCAAGUGUCCAUGUGCCAAGUGUCGUAAUUAUAAUAAGCGCAGCAGGGAUGAGGUAGAGAAACACUUGUAUAAAUACAGGUUCAGGGAAAACUAUGAAACAUGGAUAGAACAUGGUGAGAAGUAUGUUCCUAGCCAAGAGGGAUCUUCCUCUGCCACAAACUAUGCGAGGCAUGAUGAAAUUGACCGAAUGGACAAUAUGUUAGUUGACCUAGGUGGCAACUGUCCUCCACCGAUUGAUGAAGAACCAACCUCCUCUGCCAAGGCUUUCUAUAGGAUGGUUAGCAGUGCUGAUGAAAUUGUCCAUGAGAACACAACACACUCGCGUCUUUCUGCAGUAGCUCGUUUGCUAGCACUGAAAUCUCAGUACAAUAUGUCAAUUGCAGAAUAUGAUGAUGUGUUACAAAUCAUCCAUGAACUUAUGCCUCUGGGUGCUAACUUGUCCAAGGACUUCUACCAAUCUAAGAAACUCUUAGAAGGCCUUGGUAUGCCUUAUGUCAAGAUUGAUGUGUGUAAAAAUAAUUGCAUGUUGUACUAUAAAGAUAAUGAGCAUAAAGAAAAGUGUGACAUCUGCGGUACAUCUCGCUAUGAGGAAGGCCAGAAUAAAGUCCCACAUAAAGUGUUGAGAUAUCUCCCUCUUAAAGAUAGAUUACAGAGGUUGUAUGCUCACGAGGAAACAGCAAAACAUAUGCAGUCACAUAGUCGUUCCAAUUCUGGUAAGAUGGUCCACCCUAUCGAUGGUGAAGCUUGGCAAGGGUUUGACAAGGACUUCCCAGAAUUUGCAGAAGAUCGUAGAAAUGUCCGUCUUGUCAUAGUCGGUGAUGGUUUUACACCAUACAAGUUGAAUGCUAUUCCAUAUACUUGCUGGCCUAUUUUUGUAGCUCCAUUAAACCUUCCACCGGGUAUUCUCUUGAAACCAGAGUAUAUAUUCCUUAGCCUUGUUAUCCCUGGUCCUGAACAUCCUGGAAAAAAUUUGAGUGUCCUAAUGCAACCUUUAGCUGAUGAACUGAUGCAAUUGUGGGCGGGGGUUGAAACAUGGGAUGCUUAUCACAAGGUAAACUUUCCAACGAAAGCGGCUUUUCUAUGGUCAGUCCACGACUUUCCUGCCUUUGGUAUGUUCGCUGGGUGGAGCACCCAUGGCAAGCUAGCAUGCCCCGAAUGCAUGAGUGAUUCCAAAGCAUUUACUCUUCAAUACGGGCGGAAGCCUUGCUGGUUUGAUUGUCAUAGGCGCUUUCUACCUCCAGAUCAUGAAUUCAGAUUCCAGGCCAAUUCGUUUAGAAAGGAUACAAUAGUGUUAGAAGGGCCUCCAAGGCAUUUAAUAGGAGAGGAAGUGGAAUCUCACAUGUACACACAUGUGAAUGACACCUUCAAUUACAAUAAAUUGCACAAUUAAACUCACAUAAGCUGCUUUUGGCAACUUCCAUACUUCAAAAAGUUGAAGCUCCGACACAACAUCGAUGUGAUGCACAAUGAAAAAAAUGUAGCUGAAGCUAUAUUUAACACAUGCUUUGACAUUCCUGAUAAAACUAAAGAUAAUGUGAAGGCAAGAAAAGAUCUAGCUGAAAUUUGCAACCAUCCUUCGAUGCACUUGAAACUGAAAGACAAUGGGAAGUGGGAGAAGCCAAGAGCACCUUUUGUCAUCGAUAAGAAGGAUGUGAUAACCAUUCUGAAAUGGUUCCAAGAGCUGAAGUUCCCUGAUGGGUAUGCAUCAAGCUUUAGACGGGGAGUUAGCCUACUACAUAGAAAGAUAUUUGGCCUCAAAAGUCAUGAUUACCAUAUCUUCAUGGAACGCCUACUUCCUGUUGCAUUUCGUGGCUUCCUUCCAGAGGACAUAUGGAAGUGUCUAGCAGAGCUAAGUUAUUUCUAUAGGCAGCUAUGUGCAAAAGAACUUAGCAAGGAUACCAUACGUUCACUUGAGGAGAAUGUUGUUGUUCUUGUAUGCAAAUUGGAGAAGAUAUUCCCUCCUCGUUUCUUCAAUCCCAUGCAACAUUAAUCAUACAUCUUCCAUACAAAGCUCGGCUAGGAGGUCCUGUAUUAGCUCGAUGGAUGUACAUCUAUGAAAGGUAACAUCCAUUUUCCUUAUGAAGCUCGAUUGAUAAAACGUUGAGUCCUGAUUUUUUUCUCAUAAUUACUUUAUCUGCACUAACAGAUGUAUAGGGAAACUUAAAUCAAAAGUACGCAAUAAGGCUCGAGUUGAGGUUCCAUUGUUGAGGCUUAUCUAGUUGAGGAGGCAACCAAUUUUCUCUCCUUGUAUUUCAAACACAAUGCCCGGACAGUUAGGAACAAGGUGCCUCGCUAUGAUGACGGCACCUCUACAUUUGUAGCCAAAUGCAACCUUGGCAUAUUUCAAUUCCCUGGUCGAUGCAUGAGUCCUCAAGGAACUUAUGAGCUCUCAACAGAAGAGUAUAAGGCUGCAUUCUUGUACAUAUUGAUAAACAUCCCGGAGAUGGAGGAUUUGUUUGAGUAUGUUUUUUCUUUAACUUUUUUAUCCAUUUAGUAACAUCUAUGACACAAACUGAACAAACUUUAUUAUUUAGAGAGUUCGAUAAGGAACAAUGGAGGAGCCGAGUUGUGCCUACAGAGAAGCAACGUCGUGAGUUAAGAUUAAAAGGCUGGAAAGCAGGCCGUUCGAGAAAUCAUGGUCCUAACUUUUUUGACUGGUUUAAAACUAAAGUAAGGCUCUUGACCACUUGAAACUAUAUGUAAUGCAAUUCUGAACUCAACUCAAACUAAUAUGAGUAACUAUAUCUUGCAGUGCACGAAGUCAUCUAGCAUUCACAAUGCCUUAUGUGAAAUGUCAUAUGGCUUUCGUACACGAGUGAAAACCUAUGGAAUAUAUGAUGUGAACGGAUACCGGUUUCGUUCAUAAAAGUAUGAGAAGUCAAAAUUAGCUACAGUCAAUAUUGGAGUGUGUGUGCCUGUGCUUGAUGAAUAUGACAACCCACUUGAUUAUUAUGGUGUAAUUGAAGACAUGAUCAAAAUAACUUGGGAAGGUAGCCUUGGACUUGAGCUUGUCCUGUUUAAGUGUCGUUGGUUUGAUCCAACUCCCACUGGAGUUAAGCGGACUGAAAACUUGGGAUUGGUAGAGAUAAAUCACACAUCCAGGCUCUCUAGUUUUGAUCCAUUUGUGAUGGCCUCUCAAGUUACUCAAGUAUAUUAUUUGGAAUACCCGUGCAAUUCUAGACCAGAUCUACAAGAAUGGUCAGUUGUAUACCGGGUUUCUCCAUUGGGCUACAUUCCUCCAAGUGAAACUGACAACCAUUCUGAAGGAUCAUCACAUGAUGUCUUAUUUUAUCAAGAGGAUGGGUGUCGGUGUCAAAACCGGCGGAUCUCGGGUAGGUGGUCCCGAACUG
This is a messenger RNA of Triticum aestivum (bread wheat), 3997 nucleotides long. RefSeq lists its product as uncharacterized. The coding region runs from base 517 to 2037 and encodes 506 amino acids. The transcript has 4 exons. The record is from RefSeq and is a predicted model, not a curated record. Lineage: Eukaryota; Viridiplantae; Streptophyta; Magnoliopsida; Poales; Poaceae.